Messenger RNA from Suillus discolor, 1112 nucleotides. Its product is annotated as glycosyltransferase family 15 protein. NCBI's taxonomy places the organism in Eukaryota, Fungi, Basidiomycota, Agaricomycetes, Boletales, Suillaceae. Gene Ontology annotation, cellular component: membrane; Golgi apparatus. Gene Ontology annotation, biological process: protein N-linked glycosylation; cell wall mannoprotein biosynthetic process. The annotation marks the transcript as partial. The transcript is spliced from 10 exons. Gene Ontology annotation, molecular function: alpha-1,2-mannosyltransferase activity. The record is from RefSeq and is a predicted model, not a curated record.
AUAUGAUGACCCCAAUGCGUUACAUCUUGCUUGUCUUGAGCGUUAUUAUUUCAAUUCACUACAUCACGAGCUUUACGUAUGAGGAAUACGGAAAGGCGACAUCCAUCUCAAAUAUCGCAGAACAAUGGACUGGUCUAAAGUCAAACCCUCUCUACAAAACACCCGUGCCAGACGAGUACUGCAAGCCCGAUUCGUCCAUGCACUUACAAGAUCGCAGAGCGAACACCUCGAUCAUCGUACUUGUACAGAACUCUGAGCUUUGGGGAAUCAUGAGUAGUAUGAAGCAACUCGAGGAUAGGUUCAACAGGAAGUUCCAGUAUCCUUAUGUCUUCCUCAACGACGAGCCCUUUACGCAGAGCUUCAAACAUCACAUAUGGGCCUUAACCAAUGCCACGGUCGAAUUCAGUCUCAUCCCAUCCGACCAUUGGCAUCAACCAUCGUGGAUCGAUGAAGAACGAGCAAGCAAGUCUCGCGAUGACAUGGUUAAGAACGAUGUGAUUUACGGAGGUAGGUUAUCUUACAGUUCUAAGCAUACAUGUAGUUUCUUCUAUCAACAUGAGCUCUUGCAGAAGUACCGGUACUAUUGGAGAGUCGAGCCAGACAUCCAGCUAUUCUGCGAUUCUCAAACGUCAACAGGCUUUACUAUAUCAUUAUACAAAUUCCCAACUACAAUCCCAAUGCUAUGGAACACUGUAAAGUCUUUCAUUGAUGCUAAUCCUGACUUGGUAACUCCUGGAAAUACAAUGGAAUUUCUCUGUGAUGAUGGCGGAGAAUCCUACAGUCUGUGCCACUUCUGGGGCAACUUUGAAAUAGCAGAUCUCGACUUCUGGCGGGGCGAGGCAUAUUCGAAAUUCUUCGACUAUCUUGAUGAGCAGGGUGGAUUCUAUUAUGAGCGUUGGGGAGAUGCACCAGUUCAUAGCAUCGGAGCUGGACUGUUCGCGAAGAAGGAACAAAUUCACUUCUUCAAUGACAUCGGGUAUCGCCAUGACCACUUUGAGCACUGUCUGCAGGGAGAUGUGCACACGAAAGGAAAAUGUUGGUGCGACCCUGAUAAGAGUGUCGACUAUCAGGUAUAUUCAUGCCUUUACCAAUAUGAUAAGCUAUUAUUGUAG